AUGGGCUCAGCACCCCCAGCCCCGCACAAGGUCCGCCUCGCCAUCCUCGAAGCCGACACCCCCGUCCCGGGCAUCCAGGCAAAAUACAAGACCUACGGCGGCGUCUUCCGGCACCUCUUCUCCCGCGCCCUCUCCCUCGACUCGCUCGACAGCCCCGACUCCCCGCUCGCCAUCACCCACCACGACGUCGUCAACGGCGACUUCGCCUCGGCCUACCCGGACCCCGAGGACAUCGACGCCGUGUUGAUCACGGGAUCCAAGCACAACUCGUUCGACGCGGACCCCUGGAUCGAGCACCUCGUCCAGUACACCCGGCGCGUCCUCGAGGGAGGGCGCGUCCGCGUCGUCGGCGUGUGCUUCGGGCACCAGAUUGUCGCGCGCGCCCUGGGCGCAGAGGUCGGCAGGAACACGCGCGGCUGGGAGCUGAGCGUCGUCCCGCUCGAGCUCAACGACGAAGGGAAGAAGGUGUUUGGCAGGAGUACACUGAGCAUACACCAAAUGCACCGCGACGCAGUCCUCACCCUCCCCCCCGGGUGCACACCCUUGGCCAGCACCGACGUAUGCGCCAUCCAGGCAAUGUACAUCCCCGACCGGAUGAUUUCCGUCCAGGGCCACCCAGAGUUCACGGCCGACAUGGUCCGCGAGAUCCUCGAGCUGAGAAAGUACGGCGGCAUCCUGGGCGACGACAUCUUUGCCGACGGGAUGCGCAGGGUCGGGGACCACCACGAUGGCGUCGAGAUUGCCAGGACGUUUCUGAGGUUCAUCGGGGCUGGCGAGGAGAAGGUGGAGGCGUAG
This is a messenger RNA of Microdochium trichocladiopsis, 795 nucleotides long. RefSeq names its product class I glutamine amidotransferase-like protein. Gene Ontology annotation, cellular component: nucleus; cytosol. The transcript has 2 exons. The record is from RefSeq and is a predicted model, not a curated record. NCBI's taxonomy places the organism in Eukaryota, Fungi, Ascomycota, Sordariomycetes, Xylariales, Microdochiaceae. The coding region runs from base 1 to 795 and encodes 264 amino acids.